CAUCAUUGAUCACGGCGCUUGUUCAAUUAUUCCGUCUCCAAUUGGUACGUUCCUUUUCAAAGAUCUCUCUCUCUCUCUCUCAGUCCCAAAGAAAAUGCAAACAAUAAUUUCUCCACUACUUGUCUCUCACCGUCUCUCACUUGCUCCUCCUGUCCCUCGUCUUCUCAACAACUACCACCACCGUGCUCCUACUUCGAUCCGCCUCUCAAGUCACCGUUCUACCAACUCCCUCCGCCUCUUCUCCUCCACAGUAGUAGCAGCAGCAGCAGCAGCAGCAGCAGCGAGUCGGGACAGUGAAAUGGCGACUGAAGAUGUGCAAGAUCCGAGAAUCGCCAAGAUCGCUUCUUCCAUUAGAGUCAUCCCCGACUUCCCUAAACCAGGGAUCAUGUUUCAGGACAUAACGACGCUUCUUCUCGACACUGAGGCCUUUAAGGAUACCAUUGCUUUGUUUGUUGAGAGAUACAAAGACAAAGACAUAUCUGUUGUUGCAGGUGUUGAAGCUAGAGGUUUCAUUUUUGGCCCUCCUAUUGCGUUGGCUAUUGGUGCCAAAUUUGUUCCCAUGAGGAAGCCCAAGAAGUUGCCUGGGAAGGUUAUUUCGGAAGAGUAUUCGUUGGAGUAUGGAACAGAUAAGAUUGAGAUGCAUGUAGGUGCAGUAGAGCCUGGUGAGCGUGCUAUUAUCAUAGAUGACCUUAUUGCCACGGGUGGGACUCUUGCUGCUGCAAUCCGACUACUUGAGCGAGUAGGAGUGAAGAUUGUUGAGUGUGCUUGCGUAAUUGAGUUACCAGAGCUUAAGGGAAAGGAUAAACUAGGAGAGACGCCGCUAUUUGUUCUUGUAAGCUCGGCUUAACAAGAAGAAAACUUAAAGGGGGAUUAUUGAUUGGAUCAAGUGUUGGUUCUAUUUUUCACGUAUGGUGAGACAUUUUACUUGGGAUUUGAUCCAUGUUGUUUCAAAAUUAUCAUAAUCGGCUCAGACUAGAAAAUGGCAUUUGAAUGUCAGGAUUCGAUUGCAGUUCCGUUUGUUGGACCAAUAAAAACCCCAAUUAAUAAUAAGGUGUUAUGGGCUUAAUUAACACAGAGUCAAGUUGUAAUGGGGGAAACUCGAGCUGGGGAUUAAGGUUUUGGUAACUCAAUUCUUCUUUUAAGUUUCGCAGCA
Molecule: messenger RNA, 1153 nt
Organism: Camelina sativa (false flax)
Lineage: Eukaryota; Viridiplantae; Streptophyta; Magnoliopsida; Brassicales; Brassicaceae
Product: adenine phosphoribosyltransferase 1, chloroplastic
Biological process (GO): adenine salvage
Cellular component (GO): cytoplasm; cytosol
Molecular function (GO): adenine phosphoribosyltransferase activity
Source: RefSeq, a predicted model, not a curated record